UUUCCAGCCCCAAAAUCGAGAAUGCCAAAACCCUCUAAAAACAGCCAGACCCUGCUUCUAAUUGAUCAACUGUGGGGGGCAGCAUUACACCCACCAGGGUACAGCCUGCCGGAAAACAUUAAAAGAAGAAGAAGACCCGGAAGUAAACAUCGGGAAGCGCUAGCAGCAUUUGCUUGUGCUCUGAGCGUGGUUUAUGUGCGCAUUGUUCAGAGGACGGAGGUGGUUUGUUUGGACUUUUGUGAGUUUCUGGAAAGAAAAGACUCUCAGAAUUCUCCGAAGAGUCCUAAAUGAGUGAAUACGUGUUGUAAAGACACGAAUAUGGCUGUGAUUGCGUGAAACUAGCAUAGGACUGCAGUGAAGAGAGGACUGCGGUGUGUCUGAGUUUGAGCGGAGUAUCGGAGCAGCUGCAGUAACCAUGUCUUCACUUCAGUCUCUGAGAGAGUUUAUCAGCGAGCGACUAGCAGCUGCUGCUGAAGAAAUCUUCAGACAGUUUGAAGGAACCAUCGUCCAGUACGAGCAGGAGCUCUGUCGUCAGCGCAGACUGCUGGAUAUCUGCUGGAAACCACAACUUCAGCUGCACCACACAGUCCUCCCCCAGCAUUAUGUGAGUGGAAAGGAGGAUCUCUGUGAUCAACGGAGAAAGUCCAGAGUGGAUCCAGAAUCUCCACAGAUUGAAGAGACACAAGAGGAACAAGAAUCUCCACAGAUUGAAGGGAUGCAAGAAGAACCAGAACCUCCACAGAUUAAAGAGGAAGAGGAAGAUCCAGAACUUCCAAAGAUGAUGGAGGAAGAAGGGUUCUUCAUCAGUCAGUAUGAGAAGCAGCUUGAUCUGAAGCAGGAAAUGUAUACGUCGAUGGAGGCUCCUACUUAUGAACAGAGUGAAACAGAUCUAAACAAUCAGCACAGCUUUAAUAUAACUAGUAGUCAGGAUGAAGAAGAAAGUCAACAUCAAGAGUCAUCAUCAUCAACUACAGAUGAAGAGACGGAGUCACAGAACAAAGAUCACAGGAAGAGAAGAAUCAGAAGUCGUGUCCGAAACAUUGAGAGCUCUCACAUGUCAGAAAGUCAGUGUGACUCCGAAAAAACUUUAAGAGAACUCAUUUCAGAGAGAGGCCUUUGUCUUGUAAAGAAUGUGGUAAAAGUUUUGGUCAAACAUCUUAUCUCAAAGCACACAUGA
Messenger RNA from Oryzias melastigma (Indian medaka), 1177 nucleotides. RefSeq names its product troponin T, fast skeletal muscle. NCBI's taxonomy places the organism in Eukaryota, Metazoa, Chordata, Actinopteri, Beloniformes, Adrianichthyidae. The transcript is spliced from 2 exons. The record is from RefSeq and is a predicted model, not a curated record. Bases 416 to 1177 code for a protein of 253 amino acids.